AUGUGCGGUGAAGGAAUACGGCAGGCUCGACUCAUCAAAGGCAUCCACGUAUGUGAGUCAGAUGGCGAUGCCCGCAGAGCGACGGAGGUGGUGUUGUGCGGUGCUGUGGAGGAGCAUGGAGAUGGCGGAUUUCGUCCAGUCAGAAAGCUCAGCGGCCGCAACGACCACGGUCACGCACGUCGCAUCGUCAACGGGCAGCCCGUACAAGCAGCCCCACACGACAAUCAUAGCGACUACGGGCCCAGACCAAAGGGGAGCAUACGCAGCAUACGCAGCAUACAUGCCGACAGCGUCCGUCAACCUGCGCGCAUCCAACACCCCGCGGGCGCCUCGCCCUAG
This is a messenger RNA of Parastagonospora nodorum SN15, 339 nucleotides long. RefSeq lists its product as hypothetical. The record is from RefSeq and is a predicted model, not a curated record. The transcript is spliced from 2 exons. The coding region runs from base 1 to 339 and encodes 112 amino acids. NCBI's taxonomy places the organism in Eukaryota, Fungi, Ascomycota, Dothideomycetes, Pleosporales, Phaeosphaeriaceae.